GGGACCAAGGUUGACCGUGAAGACGUGGCAUGUCUUGCAGCCUUGGUUGCUCAGUUCUGGUCGUCUCAAACGCGGACUGGUCUUCAAGUCUUCUCAAGCCUCCACUCGUGCAACGAGCCGAAGGGUCUCGGACAGUCGGGCUGGAAGCCGGUUGCCAUGACGAACCUGCCCUUCCAGCUUUUGGGAAUUUAAGUAAUUGUUGA
This is a messenger RNA of Protopolystoma xenopodis, 203 nucleotides long. The record is from the annotation of a GenBank genome assembly. NCBI's taxonomy places the organism in Eukaryota, Metazoa, Platyhelminthes, Monogenea, Polystomatidea, Polystomatidae.